AUGCUGAGUCCAGAGAUGGAGUCGGAUCUAAAGGCCAAAGAUCCUCGGCUCUGGCAGCGCCUGCAGACACAGCUAGGGCUGGCGGUGCAGGCAGUCACCCUGUUGCUGGUGGUCGGCACCUACUCAGCGUGCCCCCUCACAGUGUCGUGGGCAAAGAUUGUGGGUUUUGCAGACGGCGUGGCGAUCAAAGGGCGUCCCUUUAAGGAGGGCUCCGUCAUCGUGGCCUCCUGGCUGCUAAUCGCCACAGUGGGCUUGCUGCUCAGCGCUGCCACAGGCGGGCGGCGUCACGUGAGGCGGUGCUUCGACUUCCGAUCGAUCAUCACCUUCGCACCUGCGGGGAUUGGCUGGGCAAUGGCCGAUGCUUGUGAGGUAAUGGCUGUGGCGCGGAUUGAUCCUGCAACAUAUGGGGUGCUGAGCCAGGGCCGCCUUCUCUCGAGCGCAGCAGCUGCAUGGCUUUUCUGCGGGCUGCAGCAGAGCGGCCUCCAGUGGGGUAUCCUGGCCUGUCUCUCCUGCAUUUGCAUGGCUUAUUGCCUCACUCCCGACCAGUCCCAGCCGAACGCAGAGCGCCUCUUCGAGUGGCGGUUGCAUCACGAGAGCGUCCAGAUCACGGAGCAACUUGUGGGGGCGCUCUUCGCCAUGUGUAAGGUAAUGCUCUCAGUGCUCAGUUCCGUCUACGUGGAGAUGUGUUUCAAGUCCGGCGCCGGCGAGCCCACGCGGCUCCACGUUCAGAUGACGCAGGUCUCUUUCAGCAGCAUCAUCGCAGCCACGACCGCAUACCUUUUCAUAUGCGGGGUGCAGAACGAAGAUCCGACCCAAUUUUUUAGCGGGCAGGACGGAUCGUGGUCGAGACGGACCUUGAUCGUGGCUGCAAUGUAUUGCUGGCGGGAGUGGAUAUGCAGCUACUUGUUCUUGAACUUUGUGCUCGAUAUGACAAUAAGCCUGCACCAGCUUGCAGCAUGCACUUGUGCAGGUCCUCAUCUCAUGAGCAGCGUUCAUUCCUUACACUAG
This is a messenger RNA of Symbiodinium natans, 1008 nucleotides long. Lineage: Eukaryota; Dinophyceae; Suessiales; Symbiodiniaceae. The record is from the annotation of a GenBank genome assembly.